AUGAAAAACCUCAUUCUUCCAUUCUUCUUGAUCUUCUUCCUCUUCACAAUCUCCAUAGAGACCCGAUCCGACCCGAAGACAGACAAACCACACAACAAGAAAGGUGGUCAUGACGAUGGCAGUGGCGGAUUCUUUGGACCCGGAUCAGGACCCGGGUUCAACAUACCCGGGUUUGGAAACAACUGGCCUGGCAACGGUGGUGUAGGUGGCGGGUACGGGUCGGGUUAUGGAGGUCCCAAAGGUGGCCACUCAAAAAGUGGGGUGAUCCGACCCACCGUGGUCUGUAAAGAUAAAGGUCCUUGUUACAAGAAGAAGCUGACGUGUCCGGCCAAAUGCUUCACCUCCUACAGCCGUUCGGGCAAGGGAUACGGCGGAGGUGGCGGCGGAGGUGGGUGCACCAUGGAUUGUAAGAAGUGUGUGGCUUAUUGUUAAUUAACUUAUAUAUAAUUAUAGUUAUAUAUAUAUAUAUAUACACGUGUCAUGCCGGAGUCCGGUGGUGGCUCAUGUGGCGGAGAUGGCGUCGUGCGGUUGAGAUAUAGCCGGUGGGCGGUGGCCGGAAAACUGCUUACUUCAUUGUAGUAAUAUGUAUUGCUUUCAAUUAAAAUGUGUUUUGCAUUU
Molecule: messenger RNA, 618 nt
Organism: Cynara cardunculus var. scolymus (artichoke)
Lineage: Eukaryota; Viridiplantae; Streptophyta; Magnoliopsida; Asterales; Asteraceae
Product: glycine-rich protein 5-like
Exons: 1
Coding region: 1-432 (143 amino acids)
Source: RefSeq, a predicted model, not a curated record